AUGUCCCGACCCGCCAAGCUCACCUUGGCCGCCUCGGUUCUCGUCUCGGGCCUCACGGUGUGGGGAGUCCACUACAUGCAGGAGAGAGAGCGGGAAGUGAUGUAUCGCGGUGUUGAACGCGAUGAAGCACGUCAGGAGGAGAAAAGGCGGAAACGCCUCCUCGACCUGGAACUCAAUCAGGCCAGAGAGGCGGAGUAUCAGAAAGUGCAACCGACGGCACGAUCCAAGACCGAAUGA
Messenger RNA from Pseudozyma hubeiensis SY62, 237 nucleotides. RefSeq lists its product as hypothetical. Gene Ontology annotation, biological process: mitochondrial respiratory chain complex IV assembly. The transcript has a single exon. The coding region runs from base 1 to 237 and encodes 78 amino acids. Gene Ontology annotation, cellular component: mitochondrion. The record is from RefSeq and is a predicted model, not a curated record. Lineage: Eukaryota; Fungi; Basidiomycota; Ustilaginomycetes; Ustilaginales; Ustilaginaceae.